Molecule: messenger RNA, 2358 nt
Organism: Anolis carolinensis (green anole)
Lineage: Eukaryota; Metazoa; Chordata; Lepidosauria; Squamata; Anolidae
Exons: 9
Coding region: 1239-2264 (341 amino acids)
Source: RefSeq, a predicted model, not a curated record
UCCAUCAAGGACUCGGCGUCACAGUGGAUGAUGAAGCAGCAGCUCCCCGUGACCGGAAUCGAGCUUACCCUCAUGAAGCCGGAAGCUGGAAAAUGUUAAUUAGCCUCUGUGUCUGUAUGUCAUAUGGCAUUGAAUGUUUGCCAUGUACAGUACAGUCUUACUUACCCAACAUAAACGGGCCGGCAAAACGUUGCAUAAGCGAAUAUGUUGGAUAAUAAGGGGGGCUUAAGGAAAAGCCUAUUAAACUUCAAAUUAGGUUAUGAUUUUACAAAUUAAGCACCAAAACAUCAUGUUAUACAACAAAUUUGACAGAAAAAGUAGUUCAAUACACAGUAAUGCUAUGUAGUAAUUACUGUAUUUACGAAUUUAGCACCAAAAUAUCAUGAUGUAUUGAAAACAUUGACUACAAAAAUGCGUUGGAUAAUCUAGAACGUUGGAUAAGUGAGUGUUGGAUAAGUGAGACUCUACUGUAUGUGUACAUUGUAAACCGCCCUGAGUCCCCUUCGGGAUGAGAAUAUUUAUUUAUUUAUUUAUUUAUUUACAGUAUUUAUAUUCUGCCCUUCUUUCUCACCCCGAAGGGGACUCAGGGCGGAUUACAAUGAACACAUAUAUGGCAAACAUUCAAUGCCAACAGACAGACAACAUACAGUAGACAGACUCGGAGGCAUUUUUAACAUUUUUUCCAACUUCACGAUUCCGGCCACAGGGGGAGCUGUUGCUUCACCGUCCAGUAGUGGCUGUACUUCCUUAUUCCUUUCCUCGUGUUUUGCUGGCAGUUUUAUGGUGUUGUAAAUUAGUUAAAUUAGCCUCCCGCAUAAAGCGUCCCUAAAUUUCCCUACUUGACAGAUGCAACUGUCUUUCGGGGCUGCAUAGGUCAACAGCAAGCCGAGGCUAUUAAUGGUCGGAGGCUUAACCCGACCCGGGCUUCGAACUCAUGACCCCUCGGUCAGUAGUGAUUUAUUGCAACUGGUUACUAGCCAGAAUAUAAAUACUGUAAAUAAAUAAAUAAAUAAAUAAGUUCAGAUCAGAUAAUUUGGAUUUUAUAUGGCAGUGUUGAAGGAGCCUGGGAUGGACUAGAUGGCCUUUGGGGACCUUCCCUUCUGACUUAGUGAAAAAUAUAUUUCUUGGGAGUCCAGUGGUGUUUCCUUCCCUGGAUAUUUUUAAGCAGAGGCUGGAUGGCCAUCUGUCAGGAAGGCUUGGAUUGUGCCUCCCUGCAUGGCUGAAGUGGGUCAGAUUGGAUGGCCUCUGCGGAUCCCUUCCAUUUCUAUGAAUGUGCAAAUAAGAGCUAUGAGGACUUCUCCCGCGCUUCUUCUCCGGCCCACCACCACCGCCCCCACCACCCCCGGCGGACCCUCCGGAACUGCACCUCCCAGCCAUGCUUCGUCUCCUGCACCUUCUACACCCCCAUCUGCUUGCCGCUGACCCCGGAGGAAAGCCGGCUGACUAUCAAGAGCAUGCAGCGGAGGUCGAAAGCAGAAGUGGACUCUGCCAGCAAAGUAGCGGAGAGCUUUAGCGGAAGCGAGAAAAGCUCUGAGAGGGAAAGGACACUGAAAAUAGAGAACUUGCUGAAGAAGGUGCUGGUGGAAAACCAGCAGCUGAAAAACGCAGUCAUCUUACUGAAGCAGCAAAACAAAGGAAGAGAUAACAGCUCAGAAGACUGCAAGAGGUCGAAAGAAAAACUCCUGACCGAAAUUGGGUCUCUCUUGACCGAAAUUGCUUUUCUGAAGGAAGUGCGGGAACAGCUGCGGUACCAGGACCCGGACACCCGGAGGGAGGCCACCAAGGCGCUGACUGAGAGCAUCCAAGCCAAGCUGGAGGUGGCCCAGGCCAAGAUCGAGGCGGCCGAGGCCAAAAAGGAGACCCUGGAGGCCCACCGGAAGGCGGCCGAGGCCAAGGAGACGGCCGAGGCGGCCCAGGCCCGGGAGGAGAGCCUCCUCUCCUACAUCUCCCGCAUCGCCAGCCUGGCCUAUCAGCAGGCGGCCGAGGCCGAGCACGACUGCGCCCAAGCGCGCCAGGUCAUGGCGACUGCAGAGGCCGUGCAGGCGGCCGCCUUCUCCGAGAGCAAGCUCCGCCGGGGCCACAAGCACCACCACCACCACCACCACCGCAGCAGCGGCCACUGGAGCCACGGAGAGUGCCGGUGCCACCACAACCACCACCAUCACCACCACCCUCCGAGCCACCAGGAGGCACCGAGGAGCCGCUACGAAUCCCAAAGCGAGCCGCCCCACUCUGAACCGGAGACCCUGAGCAGCAGCCGAUGAGGACGGGAUGGAGCCGGAGGAGAGGGAUAACUGACAGGUGGCCCAUGCCACUGUUUUGGGAGCUUGGCACAGGAUUAAAAUAUCUUUGAAUAUU